Molecule: messenger RNA, 384 nt
Organism: Trypanosoma brucei brucei TREU927
Lineage: Eukaryota; Euglenozoa; Kinetoplastea; Trypanosomatida; Trypanosomatidae
Exons: 1
Coding region: 1-384 (127 amino acids)
Source: RefSeq, a predicted model, not a curated record
AUGUCGUAUCCCAAUACAGUUAUUGUUCAACAUAGGAACCAAACUGUCUUCUUAGCAUUACCGGAAGGGGCCUCGUGGCGAGAUGCCCGACACACAUUUGCUUCACUUAUGAACUUGGACGUGAACCGAACACUGUUAGUGUCUUUCCGUCACCCAAAUAGUCGGGAGGAGCCGGUGCCGUAUGCUGAUGGGGAGGCUGUUGAUUGGAAUGGCGGCAGUUGUGUCCGUGCAUUGUCAGUUGAGGUUUCAGCAGACGGUAAACAGGUGCUGCAGGAACCUAUACUACCCCCAAAUGAGUCACGAGGUGCGGUCCCCAGUGCUAUUCCCCUCCCGUUGGCAAUGAAUUUGGAUGCGUGGAAUCCCAUUCCAAACACAGAGGGGUAA